This is a messenger RNA of Indicator indicator, 588 nucleotides long. It is a transcript of the gene CNTF, whose product is annotated as ciliary neurotrophic factor. The record is from RefSeq and is a predicted model, not a curated record. The transcript is spliced from 2 exons. Gene Ontology annotation, biological process: ciliary neurotrophic factor-mediated signaling pathway; positive regulation of tyrosine phosphorylation of STAT protein; astrocyte activation. NCBI's taxonomy places the organism in Eukaryota, Metazoa, Chordata, Aves, Piciformes, Indicatoridae. Gene Ontology annotation, cellular component: axon. Bases 1 to 588 code for a protein of 195 amino acids. Gene Ontology annotation, molecular function: cytokine activity; ciliary neurotrophic factor receptor binding; growth factor activity.
AUGGCGGCAGCAGACAGCCCCUCUGCUGGCCUCCGGCGGCGCGACCUCUGCAGCCGAGGCAUUCGCCUGGCCGGGAAGAUGCGCUUGGAUGUCAUGGACCUCCUGGACACUUAUGUGGAAUGGCAGGGCCUGGAUGCCUCAGCCAGCGUGGCUGCAGUGGAGGGCGUGCCGGUGGCAGCGGUGGAGCGCUGGGAUGAGCAGACUGGGACCCAGCGGCUGCUGGAGAACCUGGCAGCAUACAGAGCCUUCCAGGUACUGCUGGCACAGAUGCUGGAGGAGCAGCAGGAGCAGCUGGGUGAGGCUGACACUGCCCUGGGCCGGGCACUGGCGGCUGUCCUGCUCCAGGUCUCAGCCUUCACUUACCACCUUGAGGAGCUGCUGCAGCUGGAGAGCCGUGGGACCCCCAGUGAGGAGGUGGCUGUGCCAGCACCCCCCUCCCAGCUGGGCCUGUUUGAGAGGAAGCUGCGGGGCCUGGGGGUGCUGCGGGAGCUGGCCCAGUGGGCAGUCAGGUCUGCGCGGGACCUGCGGCAGCUUGCCAAGCCCAGCCUGGGCAGCAGCUCGGCGCCCAGCCCAGAUGAGAGCCCUUGA